Molecule: messenger RNA, 2352 nt
Organism: Apis laboriosa (Himalayan honeybee)
Lineage: Eukaryota; Metazoa; Arthropoda; Insecta; Hymenoptera; Apidae
Gene: Picot
Product: putative inorganic phosphate cotransporter
Exons: 8
Coding region: 390-1961 (523 amino acids)
Biological process (GO): monoatomic anion transport; transmembrane transport
Molecular function (GO): transmembrane transporter activity
Source: RefSeq, a predicted model, not a curated record
ACAAGUAUUUUGGUAGAAUCAUCGCGGUAUCAUCUUUGUCGCCGUCGUCUUUGUCGUCGUCAUCGUGCAAACUAAGAGCCUGGUGUUUGCCGAAAGAUUGCGCGCAACAGUGUUGAUUUUCCCCAACUACCAAUAAGAAGAACAUAGCGAACCACUCUAUAUCUCUGUGUUGAAAGCGGCACGCAAGUAUAUACUUAUACACAGUGUCUUCUCUCGCUUCGCGACAACCUAUUCGAAGCAGGGGAUCCUCCAAUCGGAAAUUGCAGAAACUUGGUAUUUGCUUCUACAUCUUCUUUAGCGUUCGUAUUCGAGAUUCAGGAAUAACGAACUAACGGAUAUAUCGUUUCCGUAUCGUGUCGCGUGUGCGUAGAGCGCGUGUCAAGCGUGCAAUGAACGGCAACGGCAGACCUCAUGGAGAGAACAGAGGACGAAAUGGCCACGUGCUUGUGUGGGAACAACCUGGCCUGGAGGAAGAGGAGUCACCUGCGCGAAUACGUAAAACAUUGGUGGGGUCGCGUCACAUAGUGACACUGAUGUUGUUCUUCGGUAUGGCGAAUGCUUAUGUGAUGAGAACGAAUAUGUCUGUGGCGAUCGUCGCAAUGGUCAAUCACACCUCCAUCACGGUGAGCAAGGAACCUGUGAAGAACGAGUGCGGGCACGAGAAUGCGAACAAUGAUUUUUCCACCUUAGCCAACCAUGACGGAGAGUUUCAUUGGGACAGCACCAUGCAGGGUUACUUGCUCAGCUCGUUCUUCUACGGUUACGUCAUCACGCAAAUACCAUUCGGAAUACUCGCGAAACGUUACGGAUCGAAAUACUUUCUUGGCAUCGGUAUGCUGAUCAAUUCGAUGUUUGGACUGCUGGUCCCUGUGUCCGCACGUGCCGGUUACCAUUGGCUGAUGAUCGUUCGAUUUAUUCAAGGUUUGGGCGAGGGUCCUAUUGUGCCUUGCACACACGCGAUGCUGGCCAAGUGGAUACCGCCUAAUGAACGUAGUAGAAUGGGAGCCUUCGUAUACGCUGGCGCUCAGUUCGGUACUGUUAUUUCAAUGCCUUUGAGCGGUGUCCUGUCACGGCAUGGAUUCGAUGGCGGCUGGCCCUCCAUCUUUUACGUAUUCGGCGCCGUUGGCACCAUCUGGUGUAUAGCAUUUCUACUCAUGAUCUACGAGGACCCGGAAAGCCAUCCUCGUAUAGCCGAAGACGAGAAGAAGUACAUCCUGAGUGCCUUGUGGGGCAACGCCGGAGCCUCUUCUCCACCAGUGCCAUGGUUUUCGAUCGUUACAUCGUUACCGUUCUGGGCCAUCCUUAUAGCACACAUGGGUCAAAAUUACGGAUACGAAACGUUGAUGACCGAGCUACCGACAUUCAUGAAACAAAUCUUGAACUUCGACAUCGAAUCGAACGGCACCGUUUCCGCCCUUCCUUACCUAGCCAUGUGGAUAUUCUCGAUGUUGAUCUCUCACGUGGCCGACUGGAUGAUCUCCAGCGGAAAAUUCAAUCACACGUUCACGCGAAAAAUCGUGAACAGUAUAGGUCAGUUCGGGCCAGCGAUCGCCCUAGCGGCCGCCUCCUAUACGGGAUGCAAUUCCUGGUUGACGGUCACCAUUCUCACGAUCGGCGUAGGAUUGAACGGUGGUAUCUAUUCCGGAUUCAAAGUAAAUCAUUUAGAUAUCUCGCCGAGAUUUGCCGGCAUCUUGAUGUCCUUUACCAAUUGCUUGGCCAACUUGGCCGGUUUAUUGGCGCCUAUCACGGCCGGAUACAUAAUCGUUGGACCGCCAACUCAUGCUAAAUGGAGGCUCGUCUUCAUGAUCUCGGCCGGCGUUUACAUCGCCUGUGCCACGUUUUACGUGAUAUUCGGCUCGGGACAACGGCAACCCUGGGACAAUCCUGACAAGGACGAAGAGAGGCAACACGAGAAACAAGACUUGCGAUGCGUUAAAACUGUUUCCGAAACGCAGCAUUGACGAGAUAGCACGCGCUAGUUAUCUUCCCGCGCCCUCCUCCACGUGUUUUUCAUUCUGCGUCAAUCUCAUUAACUUUUUUCAUUUUUUCAACACGACCGUGCUGAAGAAGAAUCCGUUUUCGAUUGUCUCCUUCGCUUCUUCUCUCCUCCGUCGAUCGCGUAUUGUUGUUCGUCUCGGUCGGUAAUCUCGAAUGAUUAGAAUUUGAUUUGGUGAAAAAACGUUGAUGAAAAAAGAAUCGUCAGGAGUCGUGUUGUACAUGAAUCCUUGAACGUUAGACGAAAUCCUAGAUGCGAGAAAGAAGAAACGAACGCGAAUAUUAUAUUUCGAGCAAAUUGCACUCGCAACAAGAAUCGUUCUAAUUUCUUUCUCCUUUUUUUUUUUUUUUUUUUUU